UGUGAAGUCUCAUAAAAGAAAUAUACAUACGCAAUAUACAUACGGCAACGUAAAUCAAUUUUGGCGUUUGUUUUGAAAUGGUCAGAAGUCGUUUUCAUUUUUUGAACGAGUCAAAUUAUAUCCAUAUAAAAAAGCUGUAAUUCAUAUAUAUAAUUUGAAAUGUCAGCAGAUGAAGGAAAUGAAAGCAUAAGCAGGAACUCAAGCUGGAAAAAUAAAUGUAUAGCUUUAAUAUCACAGCUCGAAACAAAAAGUUGUACACCUGACUAUGAUGAAACAACAGUUGAUCUAAUGAAAAAACAAAAGAGCAUCGAAGACGCUAUAAGGACUGCAGAACUUAAGAUUAAAGAAACAGAAAAGCUUAUUGAAGAAACUAGCUUAAACUCCAACUCAGGUUCCUGUAAUAGGCACAUAUUAAGACUAUAUGAAAUAAUAUCUAAACUACAAUGGGAUUAUGAUUGUCCAUCAACUCAAAUCAGAGGAAUUGUGAUGAAUAAAACACUGAAGAAAUUUAAUUUGGAUAUCACAUUAUUUUCUGAGCAUGCUGUUGUUAACCAUCUUUGGAGCUUGAUAGACUCUGAAGAUCUUUGAAAUGAUAUCAAGUUUAGUAAUCUGUCAUGCAGCUGCUGAAAACUUGUGAAAUGUAACUUUUUUAAAUGCAUAUUAAAUUUUUGUGGGCAUACAUAUAUUAAACUUGUGCUUAUUAGAA
This is a messenger RNA of Stegodyphus dumicola, 706 nucleotides long. RefSeq lists its product as uncharacterized. NCBI's taxonomy places the organism in Eukaryota, Metazoa, Arthropoda, Arachnida, Araneae, Eresidae. The record is from RefSeq and is a predicted model, not a curated record.